AUGAAAAACAUGCUUAAUGCUUCCAAUGGAUGUGAGCAAAUUUUAGAGGAAUCAACCUUCAAACGUCACUCGGUCAUCACCUCAUUUUCAUCUGAGCUUGAAGAGGAAGAGUCAUACUCAAGGCGGCUUCAAACAAAUUGUGACCUUGACCCUGAGUCAAAUUCUCGAAUUAAAACACCUUCGUUGGUCUUAGAAGGUUUGAUCGGACACGCUGAUCCAGAGCACAAUCAAGCAAAACAAUGGCUUCAACCGCGCGACAAUGUGGUCCCCCCACCUUUGUAUCCAGGUACAGACACUGUUUAUGCCACCAAGACUGUAUCUGUCUCACCGGGUCGACCUCGAUUCACACAGACACUUGGUUCUCCUACUGUCGUAGUGAUCCUUCAAGGACACCUUCCUGGCCCUCCUCAACCUAGUACAGCCUUCAACACGAUCACAUUAGAUAAAUAUGGACACAAUGUACCUUUUACUACUACAAAAACCCUCCAAGUGUUGCGGUGGCCACUCUUACUGUCUUGA
This is a messenger RNA of Melampsora larici-populina 98AG31, 519 nucleotides long. RefSeq lists its product as uncharacterized. The record is from RefSeq and is a predicted model, not a curated record. NCBI's taxonomy places the organism in Eukaryota, Fungi, Basidiomycota, Pucciniomycetes, Pucciniales, Melampsoraceae. The transcript has 4 exons. The coding region runs from base 1 to 519 and encodes 172 amino acids.